Molecule: messenger RNA, 1356 nt
Organism: Rhopalosiphum maidis (corn leaf aphid)
Lineage: Eukaryota; Metazoa; Arthropoda; Insecta; Hemiptera; Aphididae
Gene: Osi10b
Exons: 4
Coding region: 225-1259 (344 amino acids)
Source: RefSeq, a predicted model, not a curated record
GUAUGCUAACAGAUAUCUGCGCCGUCCAGUCCGGUCGAACCGUCAUCAGUAUUACAGUAAUAAUAAUAAUACACAGCCCGAGGCGAGCAAUGACGUCCAAAUGAUCAUUACACCUACAUAAUAUAACACCGUCCGCGAAUACAUUUUUUUAUCGGUAAAAAGUACCUAUACUAACUUGUACUUGUAUCGAAAUCGCAUAACCCGUCCAAAUAUCGGCGGCGACGAUGUCCGUGCUCGGCGUUUACCUUGCCCAGCUGAUACUUCUUGUCAGCUGCGCGCAGUGCGUCAUGUUCUCCGAUGGACAUUCUUCUGAUUCGGACGUUGGAGGCAAUGUCGACGAUGGCGAAAGAAGUAGCGAAAACAACGACCCCCUAACUCCAACGGUCAGCACGGCAAUCAAGAGCUGCCUGGCAGGAGCCGACCCGUUUUUGCCUUGUAUCAAUGGGCAUGCUAUGGCCGCUAUCGAACAGACGGAAUCCAUGGACUCGGUGCUCUUGGAUUCGGGGCUGGAGAUUUCCAGACGUCCUGGCGGAGAGGCGUUUGCCGCUCCCCGAGGAGUCUAUUCUUUAGGUGAUAACCCGUACAACAUCGGUGCAGUGAUUGAAGCUGCGUCUUCGUUGCUUUCCAGGCGAACGUUUUGUUGGGACUUGGGUCUCUUAUAUCCGGGACUGCAGAUGCGAAUCGGACCAACGUAUACCGGUAGAGGAAUAAUCGAUUUUAUUGUAAAUCCCAAACGUAAAUUUGACGAGCGAAGUUUGGGUUUCGGACACAUGAUAUUCAAAAGAUCAUUAUUGCCAAACGUGUUGGCUACGCAAAUAAGUAUCGCUUCCGUUAUUCCGAUCAUGUUUGCAGUGUUGUAUUUUCUGACUAAAAAAGCUUUUAUUUUGUCAAAAAUUGCAUUAGUCGUCACCAGUGUAGUGGGAUACGGUUCGUUGUUUCUACACCACAACAAGAAGCCAAUUAUAGGCCAUUCGUUAGGAACUCAUCAAUUUUACGAUAAAAAUCCGUUUGGUGGUUUAUAUCAUAGUCCAGUUGGUGGUCAUCAUCAUCAUCAUCAUCAUCAACCAAUUGGUGACCAUCACAACGCGUUCAUUGGCGACAUCAGGGGUAACAAGUUUUAUGAGAACUUAAACGCGUUUCAACAGAUUUCUUCAUCCAAACCGUCAUCGAUUUUCCGGGGAGUCAAUUAUUUUCCACAAGAAGACGAUAAUAAUAAGUAUACGGAAUCGGUAGACAGAAAAAAAAAAGAAACGGAAUAAAUGUAAGCAUAUUGCACCAAUCAAAUGGUCUUGGCAUAAUGUUAAUAUGUAUGAUAUUAUUUUCUAAAUAUGCAAAUGUUCACUAUUACAUAAAUAA